CCCCCCCCAAAAAUGCGCCGUGCUCGUGCAUCCCAGACAGUCAAAUAGUCCGCCGGUGUGGCGCGGAGGCUCGGAGCUCGCAGCUCGGCUCGCAGCUCGGCUCGCCCGGGGAAGAAUCGCAUCUGCGGUAAGCGGCGUUUGCUUUGUUGACGCCUCUUUUCUUCGUCUUCCUCUCCUGGCCGCUCUCUCUAAAACACUAGACACAUUCAACGCCAAGCUAAGCGCUGGGGCCGCCCACCGAGCCGCGCUAUUGGUCCGCUCGGUGACGUCACACCGCAACCAGCCGGGCUAUUGGCCGAGCUCGCUGUCUGUUUCCUGCCCGGCUCGUGACUGCCGAAUACGCUGUAGUGGUUGAUGGUUCUUUAUGUCUAGGAUAGCUUGUCUUCCUUUGAAGCUACUUCGGGCUUUUGGACAAUCAAACGUUUCCCUAAUGUACCGGAAAGACUCAUAGAUUGAAGAGUGGUCCCGGAAUAGAGCAGACGUCUUUGCUGGUGCUUCUUCUGUGUCUUACGUCGUGGACUUUUAUGGCAAAAGUCAAUAAUCGAUAAGUCCAGAUCGAUACAUUGGACUCCCGAGGUACAAUUGCACCCGUCUAAUGAAAUCCCAGUUCUGCCUUUAUCAGGAGAACCGCUGGUGCACCAGUCAUUCAUAUAUGGUAAAUAUUGAAGAAUAUUACCAGGAGAAAUAGCAGUCAUCUCUUAUUAAUCGAUUGAUGAUAAUCAACAUGGCUCCCCCUGCUGGCGUGAAGGGGAGCAGGAGGCCGUGCAGAUGGAAAGCCAUGUCGGUUGAGUGGAAUAAAGGUCUUCGGGUCUAAAUGUCUUGUCCACGGCCACGCUGUCGUUGUUUAGUGGUGUCGUCUUCUGUGGCAAACAUUUGAUUCCGUCCUUUAGUGGGAGAAGACAUGCAGGAUGUCGGGUGUUUACUUGGUGUUCACUUGGUGUUUACUUGGUGUUUACUGCCCUCUGCUGGUCGCUGGAGGAAGUGCUCCAUGGCAUGGACAAGCACUGUCCACGCAGGUACGGUCAACCACCGAGCAUUGCAUGUCGACACGAGUGGACACAAACACCCCAUCUGGCCCCCACUGGACACUUUAUUAGGAACACCUGCACCCUGCUGUACCUAAUGUUGUGGCUGGUUGCCCGCGCUCGACCUCCCCUUUUUAUGUGCUAAAAAGCUGCAGUGGAGACCAGCAGUUACGUAAUGACGAGCUCGAGAAGCAGACAUGCGCAGUGGGAUCCUCGCCAUCAUCAGCAUCAGGACCGCACAGAUCUCCACUGACGGUCGAGUCGUGGUCUUCCUCGAGCGGAUCAGCAGCUUUCGCAGCAGGUUUCGUGUUCCCCGGGUGAGCGAGCACACCAAAUAGAUGAUCUUUGUCUGACAUUGCGACGGCGCCGCCACACGACAAAAGGCUGCCGUGCGCGGCGGGCUUUCUCCGGUGAUGCUGGGAUGCACCUCAGUGUUUGGCCCUGCUCGCUCUCCGUCGUCAUGGCCGCGCUCUACCAGGGCACCGACGCCUCCUCCCCGGAUAAAUUCCUGGCCCUGAAGGACGUGAGGGAGGUGAAGGAGGAGACCACCCUGGACGAGAAGCUCUUCCUGCUGGCCUGCGAGAAAGGCGACUACUACAUGGUGAAGAAGCUGCUGGACGAGAACCGACACGGCGAGCUCAACGUCAACAGCGUGGACGUGCUGGGCCGAGACGCCAUCACCAUCGCCAUCGAGAACGAGAACCUGGACAUCCUGCAGCUCCUGCUGGAGCACGGCUGCCAGGCCACCGACGCCUUGCUGGUGGCCAUCGACUCGGAGGUGGUGGGGGCCGUGGACAUCCUCCUCAACCACAGACCCAAGCGCUCGUCCAAGCCCUCCAUGGCCAAGCUCAUGCAGCGCAUCCAGAACCCGGAGUACUCCACCACCAUGGACGUGGCCCCCGUCAUCCUGGCGGCGCACAGGAACAACUACGAGAUCCUCACCAUGCUCCUCAAGCAGGACAUCUCCCUCCCCAGGCCGCACGCCGUCGGCUGCGAGUGCACGCUCUGCAACGCCAAGAACAAGAAGGACAGCCUGCGACAUUCCCGGUUCCGCCUGGACAUCUACCGCUGCCUGGCCAGCCCGUCGCUCAUCAUGCUGACGGAGGAGGACCCCAUCCUCAGGGCCUUCGAGCUGAGCACAGACCUGAAGGAGCUGAGCCUGGUGGAGGUGGAGUUCAGGAACGACUACGAGGAGCUGGCAAAGCAGUGCAAGAUGUUCGCCAAGGACCUGCUGGCCCAGGCUCGUAACUCCCGAGAGCUGGAGGUCAUCCUCAACCACACGUCCAGCGAGGACCUGGUGGACAAGCGGGGGCUCCUGGAGGAGCGCAUGAACCUCAGCCGCCUCAAGCUGGCCAUCAAGUACAACCAGAAGGAGUUCGUGGCCCAGUCCAACUGCCAGCAGUUCCUCAACACGGUGUGGUUCGGCGAGACGGCCAGCUACCGGCGCAAGCACACGUGCCUGAAGAUCUCCACCGUGCUGAGCGUGGCGGCGCUGUGGCCGCUGCUGUCGGCGUGCUACCUGCUGGUGCCGCGCUCACGCGUGGGCCAGAUCAUCCACACGCCCUUCGUCAAGUUCAUCAUCCACAGCGCCUCCUACUUCACCUUCCUGCUGCUGCUCAACCUCUACUCGCUGGUCUACAACGAGGGCAAGAAGAACACCAUGGGCCCCGCGCUGGAGAUGAUCGAUUACCUGCUCAUCCUCUGGAUCGUAGGAAUGGUUUGGUCGGACGUGAAGCGUCUGUGGUACGAAGGUCUGGAGGACUUCCUGGACGAGUCCAGGAACCAGCUGAGCUUCGUGAUGAAUUCCCUUUACCUGGCGACCUUUGCCCUCAAGAUCGUGGCCCACAGCAAGUUCAAGAACGUGGAGGACACGGAGAGGAAGAACUGGGACGCCUUCCAUCCCAUCCUGGUGGCCGAGGGCCUGUUUGCCUUCGCCAACGUGCUGAGCUAUCUGCGUCUGUUCUUCAUGUACACCACCAGCUCCAUCCUGGGCCCGCUGCAGAUCUCCAUGGGUCAGAUGCUGCAGGAGUUUGGGAAGUUCUUGGGCCUCUUCCUGCUGGUCCUCUUCUCCUUCACCAUCGGACUGACCCAGCUCUACGGAAAGGACCGGAAAGACCCGGAAAAGAACCCGCCCAGCGACUGCCAGGGCAUCUUCUGCCAGCAGCAGAGCAACGACGCCUUCCACAGCUUCAUGGGCACCUGCUACGCCCUCUUCUGGUACAUCUUCUCGCUGGCCCACGUGGCGCUCUUCGUCACGCGCAUCAGCUACACGGAAGAGCUGCGCUCCUUCGUGGGCGCCAUGAUCAUCGGGACCUACAACAUCGUGGUGGUGAUCGUUCUCACCAAGCUGCUGGUGGCCAUGCUGCACAAAAGCUUCAGACAGAUCGCCAAUCACGAGGACAAGGAGUGGAAGUUCGCCCGAGCCAAGCUGUGGCUGAGCUACUUCGACGACAAGUGCACGCUCCCGCCGCCCUUCAACAUCCUGCCCUCCCCCAAGACCGUGUGCUACCUGCUGACCAGCAUGAGCAAGUGGAUCUGCUCGCACACGUCCAAGGGCCGGGUCAAGAGGCAGAACAGCCUGAAGGUGAGCGCUUCCCCUGCAUGCGUGCCACAGAUAGAUGGCGGUCCUUUGUGGCCUUCUGUCCCCGCAGGAGUGGAAGAACCUCAAGCAGAAGCGGGACGAGAACUACCAGAAGAUCAUGUGCUGCCUGGUCCACCGCUACCUGACGUCCACGCGCCAGAAGAUGCAGAGCACCGACCAGGCCACCGUGGAGAACCUCAACGACCUGCGACAGGACCUCUCCAAGUUCCGCAACGAGAUGAGGGACCUGCUGGGCUUCCGCACCUCCAAAUAUGCCAUGUUCUACCCGAGGAGCUAAACCCGCCCCCCUGGUCCCCCCCCCCGCCCGCGUCUGCAUUUAUUCUCAUGUUGGUGCCCCCCCCUUCCGCCCCCCCCCCCAGCUUUUCUAAAGAUAUUCUUUUCAACACUAAUAUCGUCAAUAAAUACUUCUGCAAACAUUUCAGCAUUCUGACCCGUUUAUUAUUUUAUUAAAUACUCUCAAAUAAUACCAAAUAAUACCUCAUACUCCUGGUAAAUACUCCAUUAAAUACUCUCUUAGCCACACGGCCAAAUAAUACCUCAUACUCCUGGUAAAUACUCUAUGAAAUACUCUCUUAGCCACACGGCCAAGUAAUACCUCAUACUCCUGGUAAAUACUCUAUGAAAUACUCUCUUAGCCACACGGCCAAGUAAUACCUCAUAUUGGUGGUAAAUACUCUAUGAAAUACUCUCUUAGCCACAUGGCCAAAUAAUACCUCAUACUCCUGGUAAAUACUCUAUGAAAUACUCUCUUAGCCACAUGGCCAAGUAAUACCUCAUAUUGGUGGUAAAUACUCUAUGAAAUACUCUCUUAGCCACACGGCCAAGUAAUACCUCAUAUUGGUGGUAAAUACUGUGUGUAUGACGUGUGAUCUUCUGGUUU
Messenger RNA from Doryrhamphus excisus (bluestripe pipefish), 4507 nucleotides. NCBI's taxonomy places the organism in Eukaryota, Metazoa, Chordata, Actinopteri, Syngnathiformes, Syngnathidae. The record is from RefSeq and is a predicted model, not a curated record.